Molecule: messenger RNA, 747 nt
Organism: Propithecus coquereli (Coquerel's sifaka)
Lineage: Eukaryota; Metazoa; Chordata; Mammalia; Primates; Indriidae
Product: olfactory receptor 6C3-like
Exons: 2
Coding region: 1-747 (248 amino acids)
Biological process (GO): G protein-coupled receptor signaling pathway
Cellular component (GO): membrane
Molecular function (GO): olfactory receptor activity; G protein-coupled receptor activity
Source: RefSeq, a predicted model, not a curated record
AUGCGAGAAAAAGUAACCUUUACAACUGUCUGUAUCCCUAGAUUUCUGGGCACAAUUAUCGCCAGGGACAAAACUAUUUUCUACAAUAAUUGCACAGCUCAGUUGUUUUUCUUCAUCUUCAUGGGUAUAACCGAAUUUUACCUUCUAACUGCUAUGUCCUACGAUCGUUACGUAGCCAUCUGCAAACCCCUGCACUACACAACCAUCAUGAACAAGAGAGUCUGCAUAUUGCUUAUCUUUUGUGCUUGGUUGGCAGGAUUCUUAAAUAUCUUCCCACCGGUUAUUCUUUUUCUCCAGUUAGAUUACUGUGGCUCCAAUGUCAUUGAUCACUUUGCCUGUGACUACUUCCCCCUAUUACAAUUAUCCUGCUCAGACACAUGGCUCCUAGAAGUGAUUGGCUUUUACUCUGCAGUAGUGAUUCUGCUUUUCACUUUGGCAUUAAUCAUUCUAUCCUACAUGUUCAUCAUUAGGACAAUUUUGAAACUUCCUUCUGCUAGUCAGAGAAAAAAGGCAUUUUCUACAUGUUCCUCUCACAUGAUUGUCAUUUCCAUUUCUUAUGGAAGCUGCAUAUUCAUGUAUGCUAAUCCCUCUGCAAAAGAAAAAGCAUCCUUGACCAAACGAGUAGCUAUUCUCAAUACUUCUGUUGCUCCUAUGAUGAAUCCAUUUAUAUACACCCUGCGAAACCAACAAGUAAAGCAAGCCUUUAAGGACACCAUCCAAAAGGUUAUGUUUUUCUCUAGUAAAUGA